UGAUAUAUUGUAAAGCAGUAAAAAUCAAAACAACUUUUGAUAAACUGAUGAAAUGUAAAGAUAUUUAAAAACUUUUUCAAGUGUUGGGCAAAUGUUUUGACCAUCGAUGACGACGAGUGGAUUCACUGAUGGCUGACGAGAUAUUCAAAGAUUUUACAGAAUUGGAACAGUUUUUUAAAAAUCUCGGAAUUGAAUAUCGGUUUAACUGUUAUUUCGAGAAGAAUGCUCAGGGAUGUCAUCUUUUGGGUGAAUACAUGUCCAAAAUACAGAAUGAUUUGAUCCGAUCAAACAAAGUAUUCAAAGAUAAUUGCAAUGAUAACAAGUUUGGUCGCAGUUGUACGCAAUACGGCAUUAAUCUAUUGACCUCAAGAGGGUGUCCGAAGGAUCUGAAGAAAUCGCUCGACAACUUCUUGAAAGGCUGUGAGUUAGGCGACAACGAGGGAUGCUUUUAUUCCGGACAACUGCUAUCCGGUAGUGAUGGCGACUAUCGGUCAGACAUUGAGCCGAACAUCAAGAAAGCGAUGGAUUAUUUUGAAAAAGGUUGCGAAAUGACGGCUAACAGUACAGUGGCCGCCGAGUGUUGCUUUUACGCCCACUCACACUAUCUGUUCGGCAAAAACGGCUGUCAGAAGAAUGCCGACAAAGCAUUCAAAUUUGGUGUCAAAGGAUGUGAUUUAAAUAAUUACGAUUCUUGUAAUAAUUUAAGUCAAAUGUAUGCCUUAGGCUUAGGAACAAUCAAGAAUCAAACGAUGGCUAAGAAAUAUAAGGAUAAAACUAUUGAUAUGAUUCAACAGAUUAAGAAAGCAUCACAUAUUGACACUCAAAGAACUUGAUGUCUAAUGUCUUUAUUUUUAUAGUUUUUAUUUUCUAUCAAAUUAGGAA
Messenger RNA from Oppia nitens, 882 nucleotides. RefSeq names its product cytochrome c oxidase assembly factor 7 homolog (gene Coa7). The transcript is spliced from 3 exons. NCBI's taxonomy places the organism in Eukaryota, Metazoa, Arthropoda, Arachnida, Sarcoptiformes, Oppiidae. Gene Ontology annotation, molecular function: protein binding. The record is from RefSeq and is a predicted model, not a curated record. Gene Ontology annotation, cellular component: mitochondrial intermembrane space. Bases 129 to 833 code for a protein of 234 amino acids.